Haliotis rufescens (red abalone) is the source of this 3489-nucleotide messenger RNA. Its product is annotated as serine/arginine repetitive matrix protein 1-like. The record is from RefSeq and is a predicted model, not a curated record. The transcript has 7 exons. Bases 138 to 3122 code for a protein of 994 amino acids. NCBI's taxonomy places the organism in Eukaryota, Metazoa, Mollusca, Gastropoda, Lepetellida, Haliotidae.
GGUAGACAGAUAUCGCACAACAAAAUGGCGUCCUUAUGGAAAUAGGCCACUACAAUGGACGCGACUUAAUGCAAGGCGCCAAAUACUUGAGAUAAUCAGGAAACUAGCAUGCCAUUGAGUGGUAGUAUUUGUCCCUGAUGAACGUAGAUGAGUCUAGAUACAAAAUGACUGCAACACUGUUACUGCUGCUGAUGUUUCUGGAGGCUGCCCAGGCCAGUUCAGCAAGGAGUUCAUACACCAUGGACCAGUCUGGCGACUGUAACUUUGCUGGCUUUCUGGAUGUAGCAACUGACACAACUGUGCAGAUUAUUGGCCGAACUAAUGGCAUAUCAUCAUCCGUUUUGGCGUGCCAGCUACAGUUCCGGGCAUCAGAUGACCGUGACUACUUUGACCUGAGUAUCGGCAACUUCCAGAUGGAUGACUGCAACGUGGUUCUGUUCGUCAGCUUGGAGGGCACAUCAACUGGGAGCUCAAGUUACACUUGUGGGACAGCACGGCCAGGUUCGAUGAUCUCCUCAAAAGGAAGAGCAACAAUACGUCUUGAACGUAAAAACAUCAACAGCAACAACUAUGGCUUCACACUGAACCUACGAGCUUAUAAACUUUCAGCUGAACAAGGCUACACCAACAAUGAUUCCAGUCCAAUGGCAGUGGGCAUGGUCGUUGGAAUAGUUGGUGGAAUCGUUGCUUUCUUAGUCUUCCUGUCCAUCCUCGGCGUGUGCUGUUACCGCCACAAGCGUAAAAUCGAAAGAGAACAAGAGUACAAGCAGAAUCUGGAUGAGCAUUCCAACACAACAUACGGCUAUGACAAUGACGCCCGUAAUGGUGGACCCACAUAUAAUGAUACACCAGGCUCCAAUAAGAAGCUCUUGCUCAGUGAAAAUGAUGAAUAUGUCAAUAAGCGUGGUUAUAAAGACAACUAUAAAGUUGACAAUGAAGUUGACAGUACUAAUAGCUCUGGAGAACGAAAAGCUCCCCUCAUUGAAAGCUAUGCAAUGAGUCCUAAGAAAUCCAUGUCAUUUGAUUAUGAGGAUGUGCCCAAAAGGAACAAGCCUAAGGAGCACGAGGUUGAUUCUGAUGGACCCAAAUCUCCUAUUCUCAGUGCACUACACAGUAAUGCAAAAUUCAGGGCCACCUUUGCUGCAACUGAAGCAGAGGCUGAUGAGAGAGCAAAGAGGAUCUCCUCCUACAGUUCUGGGCAAGACUCUGUAAAUGAAACAUCCUCUGUUGAUGAACCUGUUGUCAAGAACACCAGAACCAAAAACAAUAAAAACAACACCCAGAAGAAGGGUAUCCCACCUCCACCUCCUCUUCCCGUUGUGCCAAAGUCACCAGAACCGAAGCGUUCAGAAUUUGCCAGCAUCCGACGAGCUCCAAGGCCAUCAUCUUCUUCGGAGGAGAUCCAGCAGAUCGAACGUGGUGAUCAUGAUGACCGUGGUAUCAGGGUUGUCAGAAAUCAAGAACAACCUCCCUCUCCCAGUGAGGUCGUUGCUAUCAAGGUGUCUGACCCACAUCAGACAAAACCUAAGCAUGACACUCAGCAUACGUUACGGCCCAACAGGGGCAAGAGUCCGAAAGAGAAGAGGAAACAGUCUGAAACUGGGGGAAGACAUCCAAAACAUGAUACUUAUGAUCAGGAGAGCCUGGCUCCGGAGUCAGAGAGAGGGAGAAGACCUGCAGGAGGUUUUCAGAAAAAUACUGGCCUUAGAAAAUCCUCUAGAAAAUCUCCCAGGAUAGGACGAGCAUCAAGACCUUCAACGGGGUCUAUCCUCGAUGACAAUGAAUCAAUUGGGCGUCCAGAAACGCCGACCAGUCAGAUCUCUCGCUUCAGGGAUGAUGACCUUGAUUCCAACUAUCAUCCACUGAAGCGAUCAGGUUCUCGACAGUCACUGUACGCCUCGAGGUCAUCGCUGUAUGGUCGGCGUGGGCGACGAGAGAGGAGUAGUUCCAUCGGCGAGUCUGUCAUGUCAUACACUCGGGAUGACAUAGAUGCCUACUCAGAUGAUGACUUUGAUAACCGUCGAGUGUCAAGAAGGGAGUCCAUGAGAAAGGGCUUCAGGUCCCUUGGGGACCUUGAAUAUGAAUCCCGUGAGAUUUCUACACAGACAUUACGUGAGACAGGUUCUCAGACAGGGAAGGGAAAGCUUGUUGCUCCUAAGAAAGGUACUGCAAGGAAGGCUGCGGCCAGGAAACAAAGUACAUCCUCUACAGCCUCCAAGAAACCCAGAGCUAAGAAGUCUGUUUCAAAGGAUGAAGAAGAGAAAGAUGAGCAAUCUGAACCUACCACUCCUAAAACAAGAACGAAAUCAUCAGCUGAUAAACCUAAACCUCAGCCUAAGCCUAAACCUGCUCCAAGGAAAGCUGCUAGUGCUAAACCUCAACCUGACCUUGAAGCUGCCACUCAACCUGCAUCUCACCAUCCCGAGACCCCAGCAUUUACAGCAGCAAGUGGCAUGCCUUACCCUGGCCACAUGGUUCCCGGGGGUCCAAUGCCUUACCCAGGGCAGCCUCAUUAUAUCCCACCAGGAGGGAUGCCCAUGAUGCAGCCCUACCCCGGGGCCAUGAUGCCUGGGGGUCAGCCAGUCCCACCAGUGAUGUAUGCACCAGUUCCUAGGAUGCCCACAGCAGCUCCUCCUCAACAACCUCCACAAGCUCCGCCCGGUCAACCGGGGAAGUCCAGCAAGUCGAGCUGGGACAUUUUGUGUGCUAUAACUGACCAUGAGAAGAAUUCCGACAACACAGAGACAGGGUCAGUCACAGGCUCUGUGUUCAGCCAGCAGCAGCCACAACAACCAAAUCCAUAUUCCGGAGUUCAGUACCCACCAGGAGUAGUUCCGUAUGUCCAGCAAGGCUAUGCCCCUCCUGGGAACAUUGCCUAUAUGCCCCAAUCUUACAUGCAGCCUCCAGGGGCAGUGUCUGACUAUGGCAGUGUGGUUGGGAGUGGCCAGUACCCCCACUCUGCAGGCUCCUCCCUCCACAGCUCCGACUCUGGGGGGCAGAUCACCUUCGUCCCACCUCCAGACAAAUCCUUACCCAGGCAGGCAUCAUGGGAGGUGCUUAACGACAUAGCAAAAUCGGAAACAAGUGCACCCAAGUCCAGUAAGACUGAGAGUAUAGUGUGAUCAGGGAUAAUGAUUUUGGGUCACUUGCUGGUUGAUACGGCCAUCAUUACAUCCAUCUUUAGAUUCCUUGGCUGAUAAUUCCCUUGGGACAUGAGGACACCACAUCAUCACUUGAGUCAAAUUUGAUUAAAUGUAAACAAAUUACUCAGCCAAACUUUACCAGGUCCCACUAAUAUAUUUGUAUAGGUGGUUUGGUUCCCUAUGGCACAACAAUUUGCAAAUUGCAUCCUUGAGUGUGCCAGAAUCAAAUGAUAUUUGGGAUCCAUGGUGUGUCAGCACCAUACAAGAAAUUUCGGGUUUCUCUUAACUUUUACUAACUUUCACUAAAACAUCUAAAUCUGUAUCAUAUGGGCUUUCUCCAUGCCGA